Molecule: messenger RNA, 637 nt
Organism: Eriocheir sinensis (Chinese mitten crab)
Lineage: Eukaryota; Metazoa; Arthropoda; Malacostraca; Decapoda; Varunidae
Exons: 1
Coding region: 5-511 (168 amino acids)
Source: RefSeq, a predicted model, not a curated record
UCUCAUGGACACACCCCAUCGCUGGCAAUAUGUUGACGACAGCAUCUUGGGCGUCCCCGUUAACAACAGGGAUCCAGACUUUGCACCUCUUCAAGCGUCGCUCGACAACCUUAAGGCAUGGACGGUUGACAACAGUGCUACUAUGAACCACACCAAGAGCAUGAUGAUGCACGUUUGCACGUCCAAGAGAGAUGUGCCACCUCCGCUGCUGUCAAUUGGCUCACACCACCUCCAGGUUGUCCAGUUCACCAAACUACUCGGCAUCACUGUGGACAACCAGCUCCACGUCUCCAACGCCGUCAGAGCAGCCUCCUACAAACAGUACAUGCUGCGUAGACUUAGGACGCUGGGGGCACCGGCUGCUGAGCUGUGCAGUAUUUACUCAUCAUUCAUACUGCCAAAGCUCAUGUAUGCCUCCCCGGCGUGGUCAUCGUCCCUUACCCUCACCCAACAACAGCAGCUUGAGAGGGUUCAAAAGAGGGCAUUCAGGGUCAUUUUAGGCCCUGACUAACACACCUACGACAAUGCCCUGACCACCCUGAGUCUCCCGAGGCUCUCUGACAGGCACCAGGACGCCCUCAGAAAAUUCGGCAUCUCCCUGCUUCACCAUCCUCGCCACCGCCACCUCCUGCCACCC